AUGGCUCCCGCCGUCGGUAUCGACUUGGGUACCACGUACUCUUGCGUGGGUAUCUUCCGUGAGGACCGCUGCGAUAUCAUUGCCAACGACCAGGGCAACCGCACAACCCCUUCCUUCGUUGCCUUCACCGACACCGAGCGUCUCAUCGGUGAUGCCGCCAAGAACCAGGUGGCCAUGAACCCCUCCAACACCGUCUUCGACGCCAAGCGUCUCAUCGGCCGCAAGUUCAGCGACCCCGAGGUCCAGGCCGACAUGAAGCACUUCCCCUUCGCCAUUGUCGACAAGGGCGGAAAGCCCAUCAUCCAGGUUGAGUUCAAGGGCGAGACCAAGCAGUUCACGCCUGAGGAGAUCUCCUCCAUGGUCCUCACCAAGAUGCGCGAGACAGCUGAGGCCUACCUCGGCGGCACCGUCCAGAACGCCGUUGUCACCGUCCCCGCCUACUUCAACGACUCUCAGCGUCAGGCCACCAAGGACGCCGGUCUCAUUGCCGGUCUCAACGUCCUCCGUAUCAUCAACGAGCCUACUGCUGCUGCCAUUGCCUACGGUCUUGACAAGAAGAUGGAGGGCGAGCGCAACGUCCUCAUCUUCGACCUUGGUGGUGGUACUUUCGAUGUUUCCCUCCUGACCAUCGAGGAGGGUAUCUUCGAGGUCAAGUCCACCGCUGGUGACACUCACCUGGGUGGUGAGGACUUCGACAACCGCCUUGUCAACCACUUCGUGACCGAAUUCAAGAGGAAGAACAAGAAGGACCUGUCUACCAACGCCCGUGCCAUGCGCCGUCUCCGCACCGCUUGCGAGCGUGCCAAGCGUACCCUCUCGUCGUCGGCUCAGACCUCGAUCGAGAUCGACUCCCUCUUCGAGGGUAUCGACUUCUACACCUCCAUCACCCGUGCUCGCUUCGAGGAGCUGUGCCAGGACCUCUUCCGCUCGACCACCAACCCGGUCGACCGUGUCCUGGCUGAUGCCAAGAUCGACAAGAGCCAGGUCCACGAGAUCGUUCUUGUCGGUGGUUCCACCCGUAUCCCCCGCAUCCAGAAGAUGAUCACCGACUACUUCAACGGCAAGGAGCCCAACAAGUCCAUCAACCCCGACGAGGCUGUUGCCUACGGUGCUGCCGUCCAGGCCGCCAUCCUGUCUGGUGACACUUCUUCCAAGUCCACCAACGAGAUCCUUCUUCUCGAUGUUGCCCCUCUCUCCAUUGGUAUCGAGACCGCCGGUGGCAUGAUGACCAAGCUUAUUCCCCGCAACACCACCAUCCCCACUAAGAAGUCCGAGGUCUUCUCCACCUUCUCCGACAACCAGCCUGGUGUCCUGAUCCAGGUCUACGAGGGUGAGCGCCAGCGCACCAAGGACAACAACCUCCUUGGAAAGUUCGAGCUCACUGGUAUCCCCCCCGCUCCCCGUGGUGUUCCUCAGAUCGAGGUCACCUUCGACGUCGAUGCCAACGGUAUCAUCAACGUCUCCGCCAUGGAGAAGGGCACUGGAAAGUCCAACAACAUCACCAUCACCAACGACAAGGGACGUCUCUCUAAGGAGGACAUUGAGCGCAUGCUGUCCGAGGCCGAGAAGUACAAGGAUGAGGACGAGGCCGAGGCUGCCCGUGUUGGCGCCAAGAACGGUCUUGAAUCCUACGCCUACUCUCUCCGCAACACCAUGUCCGACCCCAAGGUCGACGAGAAGAUUGAUGCCUCUGACAAGGAGACCCUCAAGACUGAGGUCGACAAAGUCGUUGAGUGGCUCGACGACAACCAGCAGGCUACCAAGGACGAGUACGAGAGCAAGCAGAAGGAGCUCGAGGGUGUUGCCAACCCCAUCAUGAUGAAGUUCUACGGAGCUGGUGGUGAGGGUGCUCCCGGCGCCGCUCCCGGCGGUGCCGCUCCCGGUGGCGCUACCGGCGCUGGUGGCGACGAUGGCCCCACCGUUGAGGAGGUCGACUAA
This is a messenger RNA of Geosmithia morbida, 1938 nucleotides long. RefSeq names its product heat shock 70kDa protein 1/2/6/8. Gene Ontology annotation, cellular component: cytosol; plasma membrane; cytoplasm. The record is from RefSeq and is a predicted model, not a curated record. The transcript is spliced from 2 exons. Lineage: Eukaryota; Fungi; Ascomycota; Sordariomycetes; Hypocreales; Bionectriaceae. The coding region runs from base 1 to 1938 and encodes 645 amino acids. Gene Ontology annotation, biological process: vesicle-mediated transport; protein refolding; cellular response to unfolded protein. Gene Ontology annotation, molecular function: misfolded protein binding; ATP hydrolysis activity; heat shock protein binding.